UGCUCAGCUGCUCCACACUAGCCUGGCAGAAUCUGUGCUAUGCCUUCUAUACUCACUGUCCUGCUCUGCCUCGAGCUGUAUCUGAGCCAGAGGGUCAACGCCCAGAAGCGUACUCCCUCUAAACCUGUCAUCUGGGCCAAGCCUGAUGUCAUGAUUCCAAAGGGAAUGCCAGUGGUCAUCUGGUGUCAGGGCACUCACAAGACGGUUGAGUAUCAGCUGCAUUUCGAAGGACAACUUUCUGCUUCAGAGAGACCAAAAACACCUGGAAUGAUGAACAAAGUCAAGUUCCCCAUCCCGGCUAUGACCUCAAGCACUGCAGGGCGAUACAGGUGCUUCUAUCGAAGUGGGGAGCUGUGGUCAGAGCCUAGUGACCCUCUGGAUCUGGUGGUAACAGGAAUGUAUGACAUACCCACCCUCUCAGUUCAUCCCAGGCCUGAGGUGAUUUCAGGAGAGAAUGUGACCUUCUGUUGCCAUCUAGAGACUGCAACAACCACGUUCUUUCUGCUCAAGGAGGGAAGAUCCAGCCGCCCAUGGCGCAGAUAUGGGAAUGUCCAGGCGAAGUUCCCCAUGGGCCCUGUGACCACAGCCCACAGAGGGACAUACAGAUGUUUUGGUUCUUAUAACAACCAUGUGUGGUCUUUCCCUAGUGAGCCCGUGAAACUCCUGGUCACAGCAGAUGUCGGGGACCCCAGCCUUGUGCCCACAGAGCACAUCUCUUCUCCUGAUUCAUGGGACCCGUACUUGUUAACCACAGAGAUGCAAUUCCAGGAAGAUCCUGCCCUCAGGAACUACGCUAUCCAGAAUCUCCUUCGGAUUGGUCUGGCUUUCCUGGUCCUGGUGGCCCUCGUGUGGCUCCUAGCUGAAGACUGGCUUCACAGAAAGAGGACUCAAGAGGGAACAAGCAGGGCUUCAAGUUUGGAAUGCAGGAGAAGGUUCAGAACACAAAGAUCCCUGGACAAAUGAUCAAGGGAUGCAGUGGCCGUAGGUAG
Messenger RNA from Equus caballus (horse), 989 nucleotides. RefSeq names its product natural cytotoxicity triggering receptor 1 (gene NCR1). Gene Ontology annotation, cellular component: plasma membrane. Lineage: Eukaryota; Metazoa; Chordata; Mammalia; Perissodactyla; Equidae. The record is from RefSeq and is marked provisional.